GUCCUCGAAGGAAGGGCCUGCCACGACCUCAGCGUCUACGCCGAUGUCUUCGUGGCCCUGGCGUCGCUGCCCAAGGACGAACAAGCAUCCACAGGCAGCUGGGGUGCCCAGGUGUCUCCAGGAAAGACGAAGAUUUUCGUCCCACCCAACAGCUUCCGAAGAGCGGAGGAGUGCGUGUGGACAGACCAUGGUAAGGCCACCCUUAGGUGGCUCUGUGGAUAUGUGGCGCUGCAGCCCGAGUACGGGCGCUUCGGCAGCAGUUGCCGCACCUGGCUCCUCGGGCCUCACGUGGCCGUGCGCCAGGACCUUCAGGCCUUGGAG
This is a messenger RNA of Symbiodinium pilosum, 321 nucleotides long. The record is from the annotation of a GenBank genome assembly. Lineage: Eukaryota; Dinophyceae; Suessiales; Symbiodiniaceae.